AUGGAAAAGCGGGAGGAAGCUAUUCAGGGCCACCAGGGUGUGAACCCGCAAAAUACCGCGCCCGACGAGAUCACUCAGGCGUCAUCUCGUGACUGGGAUGAGACGUACAAGGUCUUCAAGCAACAGGAUGGUGUCGAGAUUGACGCCCGCGAGGCGCAACGGGUGCUCCGAAAGAUCGACUGGCACAUCAUGCCGCUGCUGAUGGGCAGCUACAUGCUGCAAUAUCUCGACAAAUCUUGUAUCAACUUUGCUAGCGUGUAUGGGCUGCAACAGGGCACGAAUCUCCAUGACCAGCAAUAUUCCUGGCUGACGUCGAUUUUCUAUUUUGGCUACUUGGUUGCGCAGUACCCAGCGGGAUAUCUACUACAACGACUUCCAGUCGGCAAGUUCAUGGGCUCGUGUACUAUAGUGUGGGGGAUCCUCAUCAUAACUACUCCAGCAUGUAAGAGUUUUGCAGGCAUCGCUACCAACCGCUUUCUCCUGGGCGUGUUUGAGGCCGUGGUGAACCCAGGCUUUGUGCUCAUUAUGGCGAUGUGGUACACUAAGGCCGAGCAGCCGCUGAGACUGGUGACCUACUAUUGCAUGAACGGCUUCGCCGGCAUCUUCGGUGGCCUCUUGGGCUAUGCCAUUGGCCAUAUCAACUCCGGCCUUGGGAGGUGGAUGUACGUUUUUCUCAUUUUCGGCGCCAUCAGCCUCGUAUGGGGCAUCAUAUUCACCUUCUUCAUGCCCGACCUCCCUACCACGACUCGUUUUCUUAGUGUCCCUGAGACUGUCGUUGCGGUUGAGCGCGUGGCUGCAAAUCGCCAGGGCGUCAAGAACCAUCACUUCAAAAAGUAUCAGAUGUGGCAGACCUUUCGGGACCCGAAAACAUGGAUCCUUUUUGUCAUGGGUAUCGCUGCGCAGAUUCCCAAUGCCGCACAGACGACCUUCACAGCAAUCAUCCUCAAGACUUUCGGCUUCAACACGCUGCAGACACAGUACAUGCAAAUCCCCGGGAACGUCGUCCAGAUUGUAUCAUUGCUGCUUUCUGGGUGGAUCGCGUCUCGGUGGCCGAACAUUCGCUGUAUUGUCAUGACUGCCGGUAAUCUAAUCUGUGUUGCCUGUGGAGCGGUUCUCGUCGGCCUCAACCCCGGGCCGGAUGGGACAUCCAACCGCUGGGGCCGGCUGGUGGCCCUUUGGCUUUGCUCGAUCCAGUCGGUCGGCUUCAGUUUGAGCUUAACUAUGGUCAGUAGCAAUGUGGCAGGCUACACGAAGAAACAGCUGACUGCCGCUUUUCUAUUCAUCGCGUACUGCGUUGGUAAUAUUAUUGGGCCGCAAACGUUCAAGGAUAGCGAGGCACCAUUCUAUCACUCGGCGUACACUGCUAUUCUCAUCGGAUAUUCUGUUAAGACCAUCAUGGUCUUGGUGCUAUACGCGUACAUGUGGAGCGUCAACAAGAAGCGUGACCGCGCGGCUGCGGCAGACCCGCGGUCUGCUGAAGAGUUGGAGCAGGAGGCUGUCGAGAUGGGUAUGCGUGAUGUGACCGAAAUCGACAACAAGGGCUUCAGAUAUGUUCUGUAG
This is a messenger RNA of Thyridium curvatum, 1560 nucleotides long. RefSeq lists its product as uncharacterized. NCBI's taxonomy places the organism in Eukaryota, Fungi, Ascomycota, Sordariomycetes, Thyridiales, Thyridiaceae. Gene Ontology annotation, molecular function: dipeptide transmembrane transporter activity; allantoate transmembrane transporter activity. Gene Ontology annotation, biological process: tripeptide transport; dipeptide transport; allantoate transport. Bases 1 to 1560 code for a protein of 519 amino acids. Gene Ontology annotation, cellular component: plasma membrane. The transcript is spliced from 5 exons. The record is from RefSeq and is a predicted model, not a curated record.